AUGGCCCCUCUCCAACCCGGCGACUCGUUCCCCGCCAACGUUGUCUUCAGCUACAUCCCGCCGACCGGCAGCCUGGACCUGACCGUGUGUGGCCGGCCGAUCGAGUACAAUGCCAGCGAGGCCCUGGCCAAGGGCACCUCAGUACUGGUCGCCGUUCCAGGCGCCUUCACUCCUACCUGCCAGGAGAAGCAUGUGACGGGCUUCAUUGCGAAGCUGGAUCAGCUGCGGCAGGCCGGCGUAGACCGCGUGCUGUUCAUUGCAUCCAAUGACGCCUUUGUCAUGUCGGCAUGGGGCAAGGCGAACGGUAUCAAGGACGAGAGCAUUCUCUUCCUCUCUGAUUCCGAUACUGCCUUCAGCAGCAGCAUCGGCUGGGCCAAUGCUGGCCGCACCGGCAGGUAUGCUAUCGUAGUCAAGGAUGGUAAGGUCGUCUACGCCGCUGUCGACACGGUGCGUGGUAGCACUGAGAAGUCGGGCGUUGAUGCUGUCCUGACCGUCCUUGGGAAUCAGGGCAAGCUUUGA
This is a messenger RNA of Thermochaetoides thermophila DSM 1495, 519 nucleotides long. RefSeq lists its product as uncharacterized. Gene Ontology annotation, cellular component: mitochondrion; peroxisome; cytoplasm. Gene Ontology annotation, molecular function: thioredoxin peroxidase activity. Bases 1 to 519 code for a protein of 172 amino acids. The transcript has 3 exons. Gene Ontology annotation, biological process: cellular response to oxidative stress; hydrogen peroxide catabolic process; cell redox homeostasis. Lineage: Eukaryota; Fungi; Ascomycota; Sordariomycetes; Sordariales; Chaetomiaceae. The record is from RefSeq and is a predicted model, not a curated record.